Condylostylus longicornis is the source of this 3246-nucleotide messenger RNA. It is a transcript of the gene Rat1, whose product is annotated as 5'-3' exoribonuclease 2 homolog. Gene Ontology annotation, cellular component: nucleus. Gene Ontology annotation, molecular function: 5'-3' RNA exonuclease activity; RNA binding. Bases 123 to 3155 code for a protein of 1010 amino acids. The transcript is spliced from 9 exons. The record is from RefSeq and is a predicted model, not a curated record. Lineage: Eukaryota; Metazoa; Arthropoda; Insecta; Diptera; Dolichopodidae. Gene Ontology annotation, biological process: nuclear-transcribed mRNA catabolic process.
UCCGUAAACAAACUUCAAAAUUUUUGGUAUCUGCUAUCAUUUAUUAAUACAGUAAUUGAAGCCAAAUAUUAUUAAUUUUAAAAAUAAAAAUUUUUAAACAAAUAUUAUAAUUCUCUUUCGAAAUGGGAGUACCAGCAUUUUUCCGUUGGUUAAGCAGAAAAUACCCCAGCGUUAUUGUUGAUUGUGUAGAAGUAAAGACUGUUGAUGAUAAUGGAAAGAAUGUAUACGAUGAUAUGACAAAACCCAAUCCAAAUGGAGUUGAGUUCGAUAAUUUGUACCUUGACAUGAAUGGCAUUAUACAUCCGUGUACACAUCCAGAAGACAAACCGCCGCCUAAAAAUGAGGACGAAAUGAUGGUUGCAAUUUUCGAAUGCAUAGAUCGUUUAAUGAAUAUUGUUCGUCCGAGGAAAAUAUUGUACAUGGCUAUCGACGGAGUAGCUCCCAGAGCCAAAAUGAACCAACAAAGAUCGAGGAGAUUUCGUGCAGCAAAAGAAUCUAUAGAAAGGCGGAAUGAAAUAGCCAGAAUUCGAAGCGAACUUUUAGCCAAAGGAUGUCGUUUGCCACCCGAAAAACCAAAAGAGGAACACUUUGAUUCAAAUUGUAUUACACCCGGCACUCCUUUCAUGGAAAGGUUAAGCAGAUGUCUACAUUAUUAUAUCCACGAUCGGAUGAAUACUAAUCCAGCUUGGAAAAGUAUUAAGGUAAUUUUAUCAGAUGCAAAUGUACCGGGUGAAGGUGAACAUAAAAUUAUGGACUUUAUUCGAAAACAAAGAUCUCAGCCAGAUCAUGAUCCGAAUACGCAACAUGUUUUAUGUGGUGCUGAUGCAGAUUUGAUUAUGUUGGGCUUGGCUACACAUGAACCCAAUUUUACUAUAAUAAGGGAAGAGUUUUUACCAAACAAACCUAAACCUUGUGACAUUUGUGGUCAAUAUGGCCAUGAAGUAGAAAAAUGCCAGGGUCUAGAUGCUGAUAUAAAAAUAGAUGAUGCACCUAUUGUGGGUGAAGUUAGAUUUAUUUUCGUUCGGCUUUUUGUGCUUCGUGAAUACCUCAAAACAACUUUGGAAAUGCCUAAUUUACCAUUUCCUUAUGAUUUUGAUCGAGCUGUAGAUGAUUGGGUUUUUAUGUGCUUUUUUGUUGGAAAUGAUUUUCUGCCGCAUUUACCUAGCUUAGAAAUUCGAGAAGGAGCGAUUGACCGUUUAGUUGAGCUGUAUAAAAAAUGUGUAUACAAAACAGGAGGAUUUUUAACUGAUUCUGGAGAAGUAAAUCUUAACCGGGUUCAAUUAAUUAUGGAUGACCUGGGUUCAGUAGAGGAUACAAUUUUCAGGGAAAGGCAAAGAAGGGAAGAAAAUUUUAAAGCCAGAGAAAAAGCAAAAAAACGUCGUAUGGAAUCGCAAGUUCCAAAUUUUGCGAACAUGCACAACUCGCAAUUUGCCCCAACUCCAUUAGGAAAAGGAAUAACUCCUGCCCCAAUUCAAAACGCAAGACAGGAAGCUGCUAAUUUCAGAAGAAUGGACAUGGUUGAAACUUCUCAAUACAACAAGCCGAUUGAAAAAGACGGAAAAGCUGCAUUAGAGGCUUUAUUAAGACCUUCGAAGUCGUUAAAAAGAAAAUCUGACGAAAUUGACGAGAAGCAACAACCGGAGACUGUAGAGGAGGAAGAGGAGGAAGAUUAUCAAGAAAAUGAUGAAGUUCGUUUGUGGGAAGAGGGUUUUAAGGACAGAUAUUAUGAAUCUAAAUUUGAUGUUGGCCCGGAUAACAUUAAUUUUCGAUAUUCUGUAGCACUGCAGUAUGUACGUGGACUUUGUUGGGUGUUAAAAUAUUAUUAUCAAGGAUGUGCGUCGUGGAAAUGGUAUUUUCCGUACCAUUAUGCUCCUUUUGCAUCUGAUUUUGUAAAUGUAAGAGGUUUAUCUACUAAGUUCGAGAAAAAUACAAAGCCGUUUAAUCCUUUGGAACAACUUAUGGGCGUGUUUCCAGCAGCAAGUAGUUCACAUGUUCCACAGCCUUGGGCUAAUUUGAUGUCUGACCCAAAAUCUCCAAUAAUCGAUUUUUAUCCAGAAGAUUUUAAAAUUGAUUUGAAUGGUAAAAAGUUUGCUUGGCAAGGUGUAGCUUUAUUACCAUUUGUAGAUGAAAAGCGUUUAUUUAAGGCUUUGAAACCAUUUUAUUCGAUGCUCACAGAGCAAGAGGUGAAGAGAAAUAAGUGUGGUGACAGUCGUUUGUAUAUAACGGCAGGAAAUCCGGGUUUUUCUGUAAUAAAAUCGCAUUAUAAAAACAAAAUUUUUCAAACAGUUGAAGUUCCAGUAUCAAUUCAAGGCAUGCAGGGCAGAAUUUUAUGGUCUGAUGAUAAUGUAGCCUUAAAAGGAAUUUGUACAUCGCCUAUUAAAGGAUUAACAGAUAUUAAAGGGAAUAAUGUAUUAACUGUUAAAUACAGAGAUCCUAAAUAUGAUGAUGAUUUUAUUUUUCCUGCCAGAAGAUUACCAAACGCAAUUGAUCCACCAGCUGUGUUAAAACCUGAAGGAGCAAAUCCAAAUUACAGACCAACUAUUGGAUUUAGACAAAAUUCGCAAUCGGCAUCAUUAGAUGUUGCUGGACACAGAAUGCUUAAUCACUAUGUUGGGCAACAACAAUUUAAUCAAAAUAGUUAUCAAAAUUUCAAUCAGAAUUUUAAUCAAAAUCGGAACUCAAAUUAUGCAUCAAUUCCACCACCCACACGAAUGAAUAGCAAUUAUCGAUCAAAUAAUUAUGGUUACCAACAGGGUGGAAGAAACAACUAUAAUCCAGCAACUAAUAAUUAUGGUAAUAAUUAUGGUAACAAUAACAGAAAUAAUAGUAAUAAUUCAAAUACUGCAAAUACUGGUUAUGGUAAUAACCAUAAUAACAAUAAUAAUAAUAAUAAUGCUGGCAGUAGUGGUAUGUGGGUACAAGGUGGUGCAAAUAAAUCUGGUAACAACAACAACAAUAAUAAUAGAUCACAACAGCCAUCAACAUAUGGUGAAUAUAGAAGACAAAAUCCAAAUUCACAAUAUGAUUCUGGAAAUAAUCGUAAUUUCAAUCAAAAUUCAAGAGGCGGAUCUGGAAAUUUUGGUAAUUUUAAUCAAAAUCAAAAUCGUGGUGGAUCAGGAAAUUAUGGUUCAUAUGAAAACAGAAGAAGAUAUUAAGCGUCUUAUAAUUAUAUAAAUAUUAAUAUAUAUAUUUAUAUAAAAAAAAAAAUCAGACAAACAUGUAUGUAAUAAUUUACAAAUCAAAGUA